UAUCCUAAGAUGGACUCCUGCUGCAAGUCCAAGUAGUUCACCAGUACCGCCACCAGUUUUUAGUCCGGAAAUAAGUAGUUCACAAGUAGAAGAUGAACCAUUUAUGAGUCCUGCUCACCAUCAUGAGCUGAAGCAGCAGCUUGAUCAGUAUGUUGAUGAACCCGCUAAAUCGAGCAAGAAAAAAAAUUCUGAAGAAAACAAGAGUUCAUUUGUAAUAGAAAUGGAACCAAAAUCUGAAGGUAGUACUGUUGUGUUGGCAUGGGAAGAUCUAUGCGUUAGUGUACCUUCUUCGUCUAGUAGUAAGGGAAAUGACAGAGUUAUUAUUGAAGGGCUAAAUGGGUAUGCUCAGCCUGGUGAGGUCUUAGCCAUUAUGGGUCCUUCUGGUUCUGGAAAAACAACUCUUCUCGAUGCAUUAGCAGGGAGAUUGCCCUCAAAUACAAGGCAGUUGGGUGUGAUACACGUAAAUGGUAGAAAACAAACGCUUGCUUUUGGGACAUCGGCUUAUGUAACACAAGAUGACACAUUAACAACGACAUUGACAGUUAAAGAAGCCGUUUACUACUCUGCUUUGCUUCAAUUACCUGACUCUAUGACAACAUCGGAAAAGAAGGAGAGAGCAGAGACAACGAUAAAAGUGAUGGGAUUGCAUGGAGCUAGGAACACAAAAAUAGGAGGGUGGAACAUCAAAGGGCUAAGCGGUGGACAAAAGCGAAGAGUGAGCAUUUGUAUUGAGAUUUUAACACGUCCAAAACUUCUCUUUCUAGAUGAACCUACAAGCGGCCUCGACAGUGCAGCAUCUUACCAUGUAGUAAACCGAAUAGCGAAGCUUUCUCGACAAUAUAGAAUGACUGUUAUUGCAUCUAUUCAUCAACCGAGUAGUGAAGUCUUCAAUCUCUUCCACAAUCUUUGUCUACUCUCUUCUGGUAGAACAAUUUACUUUGGUCCUGUUUCUGCAGCAAAUGAGUUUUUUGCAUUGAAUGGAUACCCUUACCCAACUAUGACAAACCCAUCGGAUCAUUACCUGAAAACUAUCAACAAAGACUUUGAUGAAGACAUGGAACAAGGUUCUGGUGGCAAACUAACAACAACUGAGGAAGCAAUUUAUAAACUUGCGGAGGCGUAUAAGACAUCACAAAUCUUCCAACAAGUCAAACUUCAAGUAUCGAAUCUAUGCAAAAGGGAAGGAGGUAUCUUAGAAAAAGGAAGCCAAGCUAGCUUCUUAACACAAUCAGUUGUUCUUACAAGAAGGUCUUUCUUGAACAUGCACCGCGAUUUGGGCUACUACUGGUUACGUUUAGGAGCUUACAUUGGACUUGGUCUUUGUGUUGGUACAAUAUUUUUGAACAUUGGUACCAGUUUUGGUUCAAUUCAGGCCAGAGGUUCAGUACUUUUGUUUGUAGUUGCAUUCUUAACUUUCAUGGCAAUUGGGGGAUUCCCUUCUUUCGUGGAGGACAUGAAGAUCUUCGGACGGGAAAGAUUAAAUGGGCAUUACGGUGUCGCAGCAUUUGUCGUGGGAAAUACAAUAUCUUCAGUUCCAUACUUGCUUAUGAUCUCACUGAUACCAGGAGCCUUAGCUUAUUACCUAGUUGGUCUCCACAAAGGAUAUCAACAUUUUCUCUUCUUUGCUUUACUACUGUUCGUAUGUAUGAUGUUAGUUGAGAGUUUAAUGAUGGUCGUUGCAAGUAUAGUACCCGAUUUUCUUAUGGGUAUAAUUGUCGGAGCUGGAAUUCAAGGUGCGAUGAUAUUAAAUGCUGGCUUCUUUAGACUACCUAAUGAUCUUCCCAACCCAGUUUGGAAAUACCCAAUGUACUACAUUUCCUUUCACAGGUAUGCAAAUGAAGGGUUCUACAAGAAUGAAUUCCAAGGACUUCAGUUCCCUAAUAAUCAAAUAGGAGGACCAUCGACUAUCAGCGGUGAAGAAAUUUUGAAAACUAUUUGGCAAAUGCCAAUGGGCUACUCAAAAUGGGUUGAUCUUGCUGUUCUAUUUGGAAUGGUGGUUCUAUAUAGACUAAUGUUUUUUAGCAUUAUCAAGUUGUCUGAAAAGAAGAAAUCCUCAAGUUGUCUGAACAGAUGA
Messenger RNA from Papaver somniferum (opium poppy), 2074 nucleotides. Its product is annotated as ABC transporter G family member 11-like. Bases 104 to 2074 code for a protein of 656 amino acids. The transcript is spliced from 8 exons. NCBI's taxonomy places the organism in Eukaryota, Viridiplantae, Streptophyta, Magnoliopsida, Ranunculales, Papaveraceae. Gene Ontology annotation, cellular component: membrane. Gene Ontology annotation, molecular function: ABC-type transporter activity; ATP hydrolysis activity; ATP binding. The record is from RefSeq and is a predicted model, not a curated record.